CGAGGCGGCUGCGCAGGCGCAGUCUUUUCGGAUUGUAGCUGCGGCGGCCCGGGUCGGGCGGGUAAAUAACCAAUGCGGGUGAAAGAGCCAUCCAGUGCUUUACCUGAGAAAGCCAAAAGAAGUAAAAGGCCUACUAUACCUCAUGAUGAAGACUCUUCAGAUGACGUUGCUGGAAGUUUAACCUGCCAACAUGUGAGUCAUGCUGUCAGUGUGAAUCAUGUGAAGACAGCAGUAGCUGAGAACCCGUGGUCAGUUUGUUCAGAGUGUUUAAAAGAGAGAAGAUUCCAUGAUGGACACCCAGUGCUUCCUUCUGAUAUUUGGUUGUGCCUCAAAUGUGGUUUUCAGGGAUGUGGUAAAAACUCAGAGAGCCAGCAUUCACUGAAGCACUUCAAGAGUUCAAGAACAGAGCCCCAUUGUAUUAUAAUUAGUCUGAGCACUUGGAUUAUAUGGUGUUAUGAAUGUGAUCAAAAAUUAUCAACGCAUUGUAAUAAGAAGGCUUUGGCUCAGAUAGUUGAUUUUCUCCAGAAACAUGUUUCUAAAACACAAACAAGUACUUUUUCUAGAAGCAUAAAACUUUGUGAAGAAAAAUGUGAAACAGGUGAAAUAAUUCAGGGAGGAGAAGACAGCAGAGUAACAUCUGUGAAAGGAAUUACUAAUUUAGGAAAUACUUGCUUUUUUAAUGCAGUCAUGCAGAACUUGGCACAGACUUACAUUCUUACUGAUCUGAUGAAUGAGAUCAAAGAAAAUGGUACAAAAUUAAAAAUCUUUCCUUCUUCGGACUCUCAGCUGGCUCCAUUAAUGGUGGAACUUUCAAGCCCUGGACCACUGACCUCAGCCUUGUUCCUGUUUCUUCACAGCAUGAAGGAGACUGAAAGAGGACCACUUUCUCCUAAAGUUCUUUUUAAUCAGCUUUGUCAUAAGGCCCCUCGAUUUAAAGGUUUCCAACAGCAGGAUAGUCAGGAGCUUCUUCAUUAUCUGCUGGAUGCAGUGAGGAUAGAAGAAACAAAGAGAAUACAAGCCAGCAUCCUAAAAGCAUUUAACAAUCCAACUACCAAAACUGCUGAUGAUGAAACGAGAAAAAAAGUCAGAGCAUAUGGAAAAGAAGGUGUGAAAAUGAACUUUAUAGAUCGGAUAUUUAUUGGUGAAUUAACUAGCACGGUCAUGUGUGAAGAAUGUGCAAAUGUCUCCAUGAUGAAAGAUCCUUUCAUUGAUAUUUCACUUCCUAUAAUAGAAGAAAGGGUUUCAAAACCUGUACUCUUGGGAAGAAUGAGUAAAUAUAGAAGUUCACAGGAAACCGAUCAUGGUCAGUACAGUGGCACUGUUACUAUAGAAAAUACUCAUCAUCAACCCAAAGCCACCAAGAAGCACCCUUCACCUAAAGAUAAGAACCAAGUACUUCAUGACAGAAAACAUAUAAGAAAAUUGUCAUCUGGAGAAGAGAAAAAUGUUGUCAUGUAUCCAAAAAAUGAAAACCUUGGAAUGAAUGGGGAUUCUUCAGUGUCUUUAGCAAGCAUCACGAAUACUGAGUCAACUCUGAAUGAAAGCCCUACUGAUGGCAGUGAAAAAGAAGCCAGCCAUUCUGAAAGCAGUGUUGAUGCUGACAGUGAGGCCUCAGAAUCUGAAGGGGCUUCAAAGCAGACUGUGUUGUUUAGACCUGGUAACGUGUCCUGUGUGCACAGAGAUGGACCCACUCACCACCUAUCAGCCAGUGAAUUGCCAUACACCAAGGAGACUGACAGUGGUCAUGAGGGAAUGGCUGAUGCUAUUUCUGAACUUCGUUUGAGCAACACUGUAUCUGGAGAUAGAGAUCUUGACAAAGAAAAUCAGCCACUAAAUAUCCCACAUAAUUUGUGUUUUUCAGAGAAGCAUAUGAUAUCUCACAGCCCCCAAAAUGCUUUUCAGACCCUCUCUCAGAGCUAUGUAACUACUUCUAAAGAAUGUUCGAUUCAGUCCUGUCUCUACCAGUUUACAUCUAUGGAAUUACUAAUGGGGAAUAACAAACUUCUAUGUGAGAAUUGUACUGAAAAGAAACAAAAAUACCAAAAGGAAACCAGUUCUGCAGAAAAGAAAGCAGAAGGGGUUUAUACUAAUGCCAGGAAACAAUUGCUCAUUUCUGCUGUUCCAGCUAUCCUAAUUCUCCAUCUCAAAAGAUUCCAGCAGGCUGGCUGGAGUCUUCGCAAAGUGAACAGACAUGUAGAUUUUCCACUCAUGCUUGAUUUAGCACCAUUCUGUUCUGCUACUUGUAAGAAUGUAAGUGUGGGAGAUAAAGUUCUGUAUGGUCUCUAUGGAGUAGUGGAACAUAGCGGCUCGAUGAAAGGAGGCCACUACACCGCUUAUGUGAAAGUGAGAACACCCUCUAAGAUCUUACCGGAACAUAUCACUGGAAAGAAAAAUGUACCUGGUUUGAAAGAAUCUGAGAGUGAAUCGACAGGUCAGUGGGUCCAUGUUAGUGAUACUUAUGUGCAGGUGGUUCCAGAAUCAAGAGCACUUAGUGCACAAGCUUACCUUCUUUUUUAUGAAAGAAUAUUAUAAUUUAUAAUUAAUGAUAAUGGUUAUUUAGAUCACUUUUAUUUAAAUGCUGCAGUGAUAACUAUAAUAUGUGAUGUGCCUUUGUAGUUGUCUCUCUUCUGUAGGAAUAGCAUGUCUCCCAAAUGUUCCCAAACCUUUUCACCAUUUUGGUGAACCCUUUUGAAGUAAGUUAAAUUUAUUCAGUACUUUCAGUUUUAUAUUAUUAAAUAUAAAAACAUGCUUUUUCCAAAAUAUGUGUCCUGGAAUAAAAUCAGAGUUUACAGGAAACCCCCUUACGGCUCAUUGUUAUAAGGAUUUAUAAAUGAUACUGGCCAAAUCAAAUCAUCCCUUAAAGCAGUGUUUCCAAAAUAUAAGUCAUAUACCACCUUCCUGAUUUCACAGCUGUGUGUGUAUUAUACAUAUAAUUAUGUUAAUUGUAUUUAUAUAUAGAUGUGUGUGUAUAAAUAGUCUUUGCUAUUGUUUUCUUAUUUUUUGUGGUAAAAAUAUAUAUAAUGAAACAUUUAUGUAUUUUUUUAACCUCAUUUUUUUAGCCUCACUUUUUUUUUUAACCAUAGCCUUCCUUGUUUUGAGCAAUAAUAUUCCAUAUUUGAUGUGUUGGUUGUAUUUUUUCUAAUGAACAUUAAAAUAAAUGCAUAACUACUAAAGAAAAAUUGUUCAUUCAUAUAUCACUUAAAAUCAUCUCAGGGAUAUCCAGGGGUAUAUGUACUGUUCUUUGGGAAGCAUUGCCAUAACACGUAAGUCAUGAAGUAAUGCCUGAUGUGACAUGGUUAUCUGUCAUACGUUGUACUAUUCAGCCAUAUAAAAAAGCACCACUGUAAUUUCAGUAUUACAGGUUUACAGUCAAUAUAUGGAUUAGCUUAUUGCUUAUUGAUACCUAAGCAUUUUGCUUAUUGAGAAUCAGAAAAAUAUUGAAAUAUUUUAUCAACAUCUCACUUGCAAUUAGCCUAUUCAUAGUAGAGUUAACAGUAAUUUGCAAGUGGUGAGCCAAGUCAAAGUAUAAUUAUAGAUAAUUGUAACAUGCAGAAUUGAUAAAUAGAAGUUGCUUAUCCAUAUGGGAUCAUAUAGUACCUUUGAAAUAUAAUCACCAAAUUAUAUUUGUAAAUGAUAAGAGAAUUGUAUUCUUAUUGUACUUUAAAAGGGAAGUAUUAUACAUUUUCUAGUUCUGUAUUUCGGUAAAUAUCAAACAUGAUUUUGAGAUCACUUUUUGUCCUCAAAAAGCAUCAUUAGAAAGUUUAAGUGUAUGUAGCUUUUAUUUAAAUGGGCACAAUGUUAGUAUUUCUGAUUUUCUUAUUAAAUAUUAAAUAGUAAUCAAAAUACUAUAGUUUCCUCCUAGAAUACAAAUGACUAGGCUGUCAAAUUUUAGGAAGAAAGGUGUUAGAAUUAAUUAGGCUUAAAUUAAAAAAAAAAAAAAGGCUACUUCAGCGUCACAUUAAACCCAUUGCC
Molecule: messenger RNA, 3972 nt
Organism: Loxodonta africana (African savanna elephant)
Lineage: Eukaryota; Metazoa; Chordata; Mammalia; Proboscidea; Elephantidae
Gene: USP45
Product: ubiquitin specific peptidase 45
Exons: 18
Coding region: 73-2532 (819 amino acids)
Biological process (GO): protein deubiquitination
Molecular function (GO): zinc ion binding; cysteine-type deubiquitinase activity
Source: RefSeq, a predicted model, not a curated record